UGUUUUUGAAACACGGCUAUACAUUUCAACAUCAGUUAUCAACUUGAUGCCUGGAAUUGUUUUGGAAAAGCUACUGCCAGAGGAGGAGGAGGAGGAGAAACAACAAGAGGGAGGAGCAGUUGUUCAUAUUUAUAACGGCACACGUAACUUUCUUGACAUUUGUUUGGUCCAGGUUGUCAGGUCUCCAUGUCUCAGAAAGACAUGAAAAGUAUGAACUGUUAAGAAAUACUAAUAGAUAUUGAACAGAAAUAUUAAUUCUUGCCACCCCUGGAAGUCAGGUUUUAUUUCAAAUGAAUUAAACGUUUCACUUUAUAGCUCUGUUAGGACAGGUGUCUGAUUAGACAGUAUAGCAAAGCCUGAGACAAGAUGAGAUCUGUUGUAUUGUUGCUCCUAAGUCUCUGCAGUUGUCUGUCACAUGGUUACAGGAUUCAGACCAUCCAGCAAUGUGGAUCACACUGUAAUCAGGGGUUGCACUGUAAAACAAAGCCUGACUUAUCUUUUCCACAAUGCAAGAAACCUCCCAAAGGCCUCCAAGACAAUGUGUCCCUCAACAUGAGCGUCUCCACAGUGAUGAAAUGUGAAGGGCGACAGCAGUGCUCACUUUUCCUCCAAGUGAGGAGCACUUUGUUGAUGAAUGAGCAUGUGAAGGGUGUUUCCAUAUGCACAGUUGCUGCAGGCGUGAUGGAACGCUGCAGGACCCAUACCUUCCCCAAAGGAGCUGUGAAGCGCCUCAGUACACAGCAGGUUGAAAUUCAAGACAACUGCUUUGAAGUGGCUGUAGGACAGAUCGUCCAUGUUACACUGAAAACAAGCCCUGAAUUUUGUCAUUUGAGUGUUUCCAAAAUGUACAAUGUUCCAGGUUGCAACCACGCUGACCUUCAAAAAAACGUCCCAGAAUGCAUUGUAGGGGAAAUCACAUACCAGCUGGACUCUGAGAAAAAAGCGUUGUCUGUAUCAGUGAGCAACAUGCUGGAGAGCACAGACUACAACCUCAGGCUGUGUCACAAGGGAUACUUCUGUCGUGGAACUGGAGCCUAUGCACUUUUAAAAAAGGAAGAGCCAGUAAAGAAUGUGACACUGCAGUACGCCAGACCACUGCCUUGCUUGUGCAUUGAGGGUUGGUCCUCUGUGUUUGAUGCACCUCGAGUACAAGUCUGCCCCUUUAAGAAUAAUAUGGAGGAGUUGUGGUCUGGCGUGGCCUUUGAUUCAGUAGAGCAGAUGUUAUCAUGGGAACCGGCAUGUCAGACUGACGUCGUUGUCACUUUGUGCCAAAGAAGCGGAGAGGAAAUCUGUGAGAAUCUGGCCAAUGCCUCGAAAUCUGUUUCCAAGACAAAGGUUUUGUUCUCCACAGUGGAUCCACACCCACAACUUUGCAUGAAGUUUACUACAAAAACAGCUACCUGGAUAAAGUGUCCAUUUGCUGGCGGUGGUUUCACAGCCUGGGACAUAGGAGUAGUCAUGGAAAAUGGCAAGACACAGCUGUUGGUGACAUCAAAGAGCAGACCUACGCUUUUGAUAAGUUUCUGCCGCAGGACUGGGCCUUCAGCAUGUGAGGAAAACAAAGAUGUCAUCACCUUCAAUGUUGAGAAAUAUCAAUCGGUGGUACCCAACCUCACCUUCAAUAUGUGUGGUCAAAACUGCUGCAUUCAGGCAAAAAGAGCUGAUGUGAAGUAUGCCCCAACAAUUCUCCACUGUGAUUUCAAAUCCUCCCCAACUGGAGAGGCACCGUUCCCUGUGCCCAGCAGUAGCCACUGGGAGGCCGUGUGGAUAGUUGCACCAGCUGUGGGACUGCUGACUGCACUACUCGUGGCGCUCUUCAUGCUUGGAAUUGCACUCAUCAUAGCUCAGUGCGCAACAUCUGGCUAUUCAAGGUCAAAGUCAUUUAUUGCAGACUCAGUGAAAUCAUCUUCUCCUCAAAAAGCACUACCACGCAUUUACUAUAAUUACCCAACACACCAGGAUACUGCUAAUUUUGAAAAUAAAAAUCUAUUGAAUUGGGCCAAAAAAGAUUCAACAAUAGUUUAGUUGUUUUUAUGUCGGUGUAAUGUCACUACGUCAUGUGAGUACUGUUGAUGGUGAGAUUUGUUUAAGUAAGCCUGCAAGGAUCCAAUAAUUGCUCAAACUAGUGUGAGUUGAAACCUAAUCUGAGAGUGUAACCUAUUUAUGAUAUAUUUUUUGUAGUUGUGGUCGUCAAACAUUUCAGCAUAACAUUAUCAAAAUACUGGGGAAGUAUAAAAGCCUAACUUCUAGUCAUGUCUGGCUUGAUGAAAGACAUUUGUGACAAGAAUUGCUGAAACUAGUGUGAGUUGAAACCUAAUCUGAGAGUGUAACCUAUUUAUGUAUAUUUUUUGUGGUUGUAGCUGUGGUCUUCAAACAUUUCAGCAUAACAUUAUCAAAAUACUGGGGAAGUAUAAAAGCCUAACUUCUAAUCAUGUCUGGCUUGAUGAAAGACAUUUGUGACUUGAAAGCCUGGUAUACAGUAGUUAUCUGAUUCAUUAUGUACUGUACAUACGCAUUGCACUUGACAUUUUGUAUAUGCAUUGAAAGAUUUAUUUUUGUUAUCUGUUUUUUAAAGUUCAUAUUUAUUUAUUGAUAUAUUCAUGACAGGUCAUCGAGAAUAUUUUCUCAGAAUAGCUCUUUUACAGUGGCAUUCAGAGAGUCCACCAUUCUGAUCCCAUACACUGACACAGGUCUUUAAAUGGUAAACAAAUGUGGUGUUUUGGACUGAGCUAUAAACAACUCCACCCACGGGAUGGUGCUUUAGGUGUGUGGAAGGGUGGGGUGUCAUUUGAUUUGUUGUUGACCUCAGGCAUCAACAACCUUUGGCAAAACCAAGACAACUUUAAGAUAAUGUAUCGCUGUAUUGACAAUGAUAUGUAGCCUGUUAAUAAAGUAACUGUUUGAUAAAACAA
This is a messenger RNA of Sardina pilchardus (European sardine), 2912 nucleotides long. RefSeq names its product interleukin 17 receptor E-like (gene il17rel). Gene Ontology annotation, molecular function: interleukin-17 receptor activity. Lineage: Eukaryota; Metazoa; Chordata; Actinopteri; Clupeiformes; Clupeidae. The record is from RefSeq and is a predicted model, not a curated record. The transcript has 17 exons. Bases 367 to 2025 code for a protein of 552 amino acids.